GAAGCUGAAGGUAAAGUGUACGUCGAGAAAAGUGUAGAUGGUAUGAAGUUCUUUUAAAGAAAUGUUAGUGUGAACGCAUUAAAUACACUGUUUUGGUGAGAAACGUUCUCUGCGUGACACCUAAGCGUUUUACUAAAUAAAAGCUUCUCGUGAAGCCACGUCACCACGUCACAAUCCUUACCGAUAACUUUUAAGGUAAGUUUUAAAAAUGCUUCUCCUUUAAUAUAUAGGGGAUAUUAAUAUUUCAUUGGCUUUUUUCUCCCAAAGUUAUGACUAGGCCUGGGCGCGGAUCGGAUAUCCAGGUUUUUGAAGGUAUUUGUGAUUUGCUUCGUAUGUCACGGAUAUCUAAUUUUUCGAUUUGCUUUGCUUCGGAAAAAUACGGAUAUUCGAAAAAACAGAUAUCCAGAAAAUAAAUAGAUAUUUGUGGAUACUUACGAAUACUUAAGGAUAUCUCAUAUGUUUUGAUUAAUACAAAUAAUCUUAAAAUUUGAUACAAAUUUGUUUUAUAAAACAUGAUAUAUGAUAGAAAUUAAAAAAGUAGUGAAUCUACAUAUUUUGUAAAUUUUUUGAACUUAGUUAACAAUUAUAAUAUCACAAAACUCAAGAAAAAAAUUAUAAUUGUCAUAAAUGUGUUAUCUUCUAUUUAUGUAAUACUUUUAUAUAAGUAAUAAUGUAAAUGAAAUUUAUCAAAUCAUAUGUUAGAAUAAUAAUUAUAUAAUUUUAUACAUUAAAAACUUUAAAUAUAAUCAAGAUAUACAUGUAUUUUUAUAUUGCCAGAUCGGAUCGGAUAUUCGUUUCCCAAAAUUUUAAUAUUUGUGAUUUGCUUCGAUUUUAACGGAUAUUGAUUUUUAGUAUUGGUUUUGAUUCGAAAGUACGGAUAUCCAGAAUUUUUGGAUCGAAUCGAAACGAAUAACGAAUCGAAUCUAAUUUAACAGAUAAAAUGCCUAGCAACAACAAACCUGAUAUAUUAUAACAGAUAAAUUUAUGUACCUUAAUUCAUAUUAACCCAUCAGCUUUCAGGAAGAAUUUUCCAACAAGAAAGAGCAUUAGAUCAAGUAGAUUAUCAAUGAUAAUUGUUUUUUCUCUCUCUGAUUCUAUAAUGUUGCCUUUAUAUACACCAAAACGAACCCUACUUCAAAGGAAAUACUGAGUUUGAUUUCCUAAUAUCAUGAAACUUUAAAAAAAAAAAAUCAUUUUUACUUAUCUUUUCAAAACCGUCCUUUGUAGAACUAAUACAGCUUUUAACAUAAAAUUUGAUUAACGAAAAUGUAUUAAACUAACUUUAUGCUAUUUUAGAAUAUUUUAUAAUGUUACUGUUAAACACAAACGGAGCCAAUCCCCCACCUCCACAUUUUGUAAAACGAAAAACUGACAGACAAACUAACUAAAUUUAAAACUAAAAGAAUAAUAUAAUUAGACGAAACAAAAAAAUAAGUUGGUUGCUUGGAGGUUCCAGAUUCGUCGUUACGAGGAAACGAUGGUCAGACAGAGAUGCCAAAUAGUUUUCUCCCUCUCCUCCCACCAUUUUUAUCAAACCUCUUCAUCUUCUCUAUUUAUAACCUAAUUUUCCAUUUCAGACAACAACAUAAACUCACUAAUCAUUUACAAACAUAAACUUGAGCAGGAACCGAAGAAAAGGACCGUGUUACCCUUUUCUUCUUCCUCUCUUUCCUUUCCACCACCACCACCAUCUCUUCUCCCUCUCGGGAACGUUAAUUCAAGAUUCGCCCUUUCUACUCUUAUAACGAUGGGAACCGAAGUCAUCAGGCCUCAGGACUGUUUGGUUAACCGGAUGAGAGAUUCUCCGGCGACCAUUUUUCACCAUCCCCGGAGAAAUCAUUCUCACCGGAGACCGCCUCUCCGACCUGACCAAAGGAGACGGUUCGGAUCCGUUGACUUCAGAACGACCGCGAAGGACGUCGUUAGGAGAAGAGGAGAGUCUUUUGAUUCGUUUUCGAACAUCAAGGCUCGGAGAUCAAAUGCACCGGAAGUCUCUCCCGACGAUAUCUACGCCGGGUCUUCCAUUUUCCUUGUUUCUCCGGCGCCGAGCUCGCUACCUUUGCCGUCGUUCUCGAGGAGAAACGUGAAAAGCCAGGUCGUUGUUGUUUCCGUUGAUGAUUCGGCGUCUCAGGAUCUCCGGCGACUUCUCCGGCUUGAAUUUUGAGUUAACGCGGGAAACUUAACGGGAUCGUCAGCUAUAUAACGGUUCUCAUAUGUAUUUAAAUCUGGGAAUCGUCUCCGUUAUUGUUUUACUAAUCUGUCCUUCCUUUGAAUAAUUUGUUAUAGAAUGGGGUGGGUCUGAGUGAUCGUAUAAAAAAGUACAGGGUCAGAUUUAGAAACAAAUGUUAAAUAUUAGCUGACUUUUCAGUUUUAUUUGGUUCUAUGGAUUUAAAAGAAAAGUAUUAUUCGAGAUCGGAAUAUUAAUUAGUUACAAAAUAUGGGCAAAACCAAAUUAUAUUAAAAGUUAAUAAAAACUAUUAGCUUUUUUUUUGUCAGCUAAUAAUAAUUACUCCUUUCAUAAAAGAUCCAUGUUUUAGAAUUUUCACAAUUUUUAAUAAAACAUAUUAAAACUUAGUUAUAAAUACAUAGUUUUUUGUAAUUUUAGAUUUUUAAUAUUUUUAAACCAAUAAAAUUUUAAGAACUGCAAUUAACGUUCUUAAACUUCACAAUUUUUCAUUAUUAGUUGACAAAAAUUACACUGAAAAUAUAAAAUAUGUAUCUUUUUGAAACAAAAGUCUUUUCUAGAAUAUGGAUUUUUUAGGAAUGGAAAGAGUACUAAACUUAAAAGAUGUAUAUCAAAAUGUUAUGAUUAUGUUUAGCCCAUGUUCUAAAACGCGUCCGCGUUGAACGUUUACGCGGUGAGUAAAUGUGAAUCGGUUCUUCACCGUGGCGUCUUGUACCAAAUCGCUCAAAAACUCGGAUUUUUAAAUUUAUAAGUUUCAAAUUAUAAAUAAGGUUGAAGAACUGUUAUUGUAAGGUAAAAAUACAAGGAAACCGAGUUAAAACAGCCCAAAAUCGUGAAGAAAAAUGAUAGAAACGGAAGGUAGGGUUUCAGAUCGAUAAAACUGGGAAAGAAGAUGAGGAUAUUUAAGUCAUUUCGACUUCAUUAAAAUACACAAAAAAAUAAAAACCCAAACGCAUACACAGGUAUUCAAACUCGUCACUAGAACUGCAUGUGGGAACACGGAAAACCACCAGACUACAACGCAUUUUAGGUUUUAAUACACAGAUAAUAAUGAUAUAUAAUAAAAUCAUAUAAAACUAGUUUCCGAGUAAUCCCUGAUUAUUCUCCGAUUCUCUUUCAACUCGCUAGGCCCGGACCACCUGCACGCGUUACGCCUAGCGUAAUUUCGAACAUGGUGUUUAGCUAAGUUUGGUUGAAAUUGAGAGGCAGUUGUGAUAUGCCCGUCCGGACUGGAAAGACGCCUAAAGCGCAUCGAAACAAUGCUGCACCUUAAAUAUAAAUUUAUUUAGAUAUAAAAUUAGAACAACAUAAAGUAUUAUUAAAAAUAAUAUAUGUAUUACAUUUUUUAUGAAUUAUUUUUAACUUUCAAUAAAUUAUUUUAGCCGACUCAAUUGAUAUAAUCGACCAUUCCAUUUAAUGGUUCAUAAGCAAUAGAAACAUGGAUAAUUCUUAUCAGUUUUCUACCAGAGAAAUGCUAAUUUAAGGAAAUUUAUAAUUAAAUCGAAUCCUAUUAUUUUAACUUGCAUAAUUUUGUUGAUUUUCUGGAAAUUUGUGAAAAAACAUAAGUUAAUUUAUGAUAUAUGUUUCUUCAGAUUUCUGAAAUCAGAAAAUAGAUUGUAAAAUUUACAAAAAAUAAAGAGAAGAAAAAUAAUUUUACAUGGAAGAUUGGAAGAAACAAUAUUUCCAGCGGACAUAACAAUCAAAUAAGUGAAUAACAAAAGAUACUAUUUUUUCACAAAAUGCUGAAAACAAAAGUAUUUUAUAUAUAAAAGAAACAAAGUUGUUUUUUUUUUAAAUAAACUAAAAUGUAAAAAAUGAAA
Molecule: messenger RNA, 4005 nt
Organism: Brassica rapa (field mustard)
Lineage: Eukaryota; Viridiplantae; Streptophyta; Magnoliopsida; Brassicales; Brassicaceae
Source: RefSeq, a predicted model, not a curated record